AUGGCAAACAGGAGGACGUGGGACACAGACCACUUCUGCGCUGCGGACAUUAGCCCGACGUUUCCAGGAUUUGUGCGCAGAUCCAAGCUUACAUCACGGCGGUACCUCGUCGACGACUGCCUCACAAUCAGGUGCGUCGUCACCCUCGUCAAUCCUCGCACGGAGCGCACGACGGCCGGCCCGGCAGCCGCCGCUCCGCUGCCGGAGAUGCUCGGCCACCUCGAGCGCAUGCUCAGAGACGGCAAGGGCGCAGACGUGACAAUCGACGUCGCCGGCCGAGCGUUCCGCGUGCACCGGUGCAUGCUCGCCGCGCGCUCGCCGGUUUUCGACGCCGAGCUCUUUGGCCCGAUGAAGGGCAAGGGCACGGAGCACAUUGAGGUACCCGACAUGGAGCCGGCGGUCUUCGAGAUGCUCCUGCACUUCAUCUACACGGACUCGCUGCCGGGCGACGGCGAGGACUGCGGCGUCGCGAUGACGCAGCACCUGCUGGUUGCCGCGGAUCGGUACGGGGUGGACAAGCUGAAGCAGGCGUGCGACGUGAAGCUGCGCAGAAGCUUGGACGUGCGGACCGUGGCGACCACGUUGGCGCUGGCGGAGCAGCACCAGUGCCCGCUGCUGAGGGACGCCACUACAACACGAGUCACAUUAGAAGGCGUUUUAAAAUGCCUCCCAAAGUCUCCUUCUUCUAUGCACCGGUGCAUGCUCGCCGCGCGCUCGCCGGUUUUCGACGCCGAGCUCUUUGGCCCGAUGAAGGGCAAGGGCACGGAGCACAUUGAGGUACCCGACAUGGAGCCGGCGGUCUUCGAGAUGCUCCUGCGCUUCAUCUACACGGACUCGCUGCCGGGCGACGGCGAGGACUGCGGCGUCGCGAUGACGCAGCACCUGCUGGUUGCCGCGGAUCGGUACGGGGUGGACAAGCUGAAGCAGGCGUGCGACGUGAAGCUGCGCAGAAGCUUGGACGUGCGGACCGUGGCGACCACGUUGGUGCUGGCGGAGCAGCACUAG
Molecule: messenger RNA, 1005 nt
Organism: Triticum dicoccoides
Lineage: Eukaryota; Viridiplantae; Streptophyta; Magnoliopsida; Poales; Poaceae
Product: BTB/POZ and MATH domain-containing protein 1-like
Exons: 3
Coding region: 1-1005 (334 amino acids)
Biological process (GO): protein ubiquitination
Molecular function (GO): protein binding
Source: RefSeq, a predicted model, not a curated record